Molecule: messenger RNA, 3218 nt
Organism: Chenopodium quinoa (quinoa)
Lineage: Eukaryota; Viridiplantae; Streptophyta; Magnoliopsida; Caryophyllales; Amaranthaceae
Product: serine/threonine-protein kinase CTR1-like
Exons: 16
Coding region: 244-2706 (820 amino acids)
Biological process (GO): protein phosphorylation
Molecular function (GO): ATP binding; protein kinase activity
Source: RefSeq, a predicted model, not a curated record
UCUCCUCUUUCCCGACAAUAGGAAAGAAAAAGAAGGCAGCUAUGCUUAUGAUAACACUGUUAUUUAGAAAGAGAAAGUAAGUAACUUAGAGAGAGAAAGACAAAAAAUCAGGGGAAAAAUCAAUGAGAUUUUGACAAAAAUGGCGGUUUUCUAGGAUUUCUUUGCUCAAUUUUCUAGGGGUUUAAUUCAGCUGAAAUUGAUUGAUUAAUUGAAAUUAUUUGAAGCUUGUUGAUUGAAUUUUCCAUGGAAAUGCCUGGUAGAAGAUCAAAUUACACACUUCUAAGUCAAGUAGACGAUCAUUCAACGCCGCCACCGCCAGCGACGGCGGCGUCAAAGUUUUCCGGCGUCGGAGGAGAGAGAAACGUGUUUCCGGCGUCGAUCGGGUUGCAGAGACAGAGCAGUGGGAGUAGUUUUGGGGAGAGUUCAUUGUCGGAUCAUUACGUGCCAUCGAUCUCGCUACCGGCGAGCGAUCUCGAUGGUUUUAGCUACUUGCAGGAGGAGAGAGGUUCGAGAAAGAGGGCGGCGAUUGACGGUGUUGGCGGCGGCGGCGGUGGUGGCGGAGAGUCUUCGUCGUCGAAGAGUUGGGCGCAGCAGACGGAGGAGAGUUAUCAGCUGCAAUUGGCGUUGGCUUUGAGACUUUCUUCGGAAGCUGCUUGUGCUGAUGAUCCUAAUUUCUUGGAUCCGAUGCUGGAUGAAUCUUCGUCUCGGUUGUCUUUCUCCGAAUCCGCCGAGUCCAUAUCUCAUCGAUUUUGGGUAAAUGGCUGCCUCUCGUACUCUGAUCAAAUUCCUGAUGGAUUUUAUCUCAUACAUGGGAUGGAUCCUUAUGUUUGGACAGUGUGUGCUGAUUUACAAGAGAAUGGUCGCAUUCCUUCUAUUGAAUCACUGAAGUCGGUAACUUCUGUAAAUGAAUCUUCACUUGAGGUAGUUUUGAUUGAUCGGCGCAGUGAUUCCACAUUGAAGGAUUUGCUUAACCGGGCUCUUGAUAUAUCCUGUAAUUGCAUGACCUCUGAUGAAGUUGUUGAUCAGAUGGCAAAGUUGGUGUGCAGCCGCAUGGGGGGAGCAGCUUCAACCAGAGAGGAGGAAUUGGUUCCCAUCUGGGAGGAGUUCAGUAAUGGUCUCAAGGAUUGUCUGGGGUCUGUUGUGCUUCCUGUUGGUAGCUUAUCUAUUGGCCUAUGCAAACAUCGUGCUUUGCUAUUUAAAGUCCUUGCUGAUUCAAUUGAUUUGCCAUGCCGAAUUGCCAAGGGCUGUAAAUAUUGCAACAGAAAUGAUGCUACCUCUUGCCUUGUACGGUUUGGACCUGACAGGGAGUAUUUGGUUGAUUUGGUUGGGAAGCCUGGUUGCUUAUGUGAGCCUGAUUCCUUGCUUAAUGGUCCAUCUUCCAUAUCGAUUUCUUCACCAUUGCGUUUUCCACGAUUUAGAACAGUUGAACCUGCCAUAGAUUUCAGGUCACUGGCCAAACAGUAUUUUUCAGAUUGUCAAUCUCUGAAUCUUGUAUUUGACAGGCCUUCAACAGGUACAGUUGUAAAUGAACAAGAUGCAGGAGAUCCGAUGUAUCUUAAGCAACUUGCUAGGAAGCUUCCUGAUGCAAAUAAUCCUGUACCAAAUGACCAAGUACAUUCUCAGUUUGUUGGUCAUGAUAGAGAAUCCCAGUCUUCUGAUUCUAGUAGUCCUCCACAAAAUAUUGGAAAAGUACCUAAUGCCAACAGAGAGUUCCUUCAAUCAAGAUUUGUUCCUCCUAGCAGACAACGAGUGACCCAGCCAUUCACUGAUUCAACGAGAAAUACAUCUAAUGAUUUUCGGUUUGAGGCUGGUCAGCUAGUUUCAAGUAGAAGUGAAGCUGCUCUAGACAUGGAUGAUUUGGUCAUCUCAUGGGGUGACCUUGUCGUAAGGGAUAAGAUUGGAGCAGGUUCGUUUGGGACUGUCCAUCGUGCUGAAUGGAACGGAUCGGAGGUUGCGGUCAAAAUUCUCAUGGAGUCAGAUUUCCAUCCAGAGCGAUGUAAUGAAUUCUUGAGGGAGGUGGCAAUAAUGAAACGAUUACGGCAUCCAAAUAUAGUUCUCUUCAUGGGGGCAGUUACUGAGCCACCUAAUUUGGCCAUAGUGACAGAAUAUUUAUGCAGAGGAAGUUUAUACAGGCUUUUACAUAAAUCGGGUGGCAGAGAAGUGUUGGAUGAGAGGCGGCGUUUGAGUAUGGCUUAUGAUGUGGCAAAGGGAAUGAAUUAUCUUCAUAAGCGUAAUCCACCUAUUGUUCAUCGGGAUCUAAAGUCUCCUAAUCUUUUGGUGGAUAAGAAAUACACUGUAAAGGUCUGUGAUUUUGGCCUUUCGCGUCUAAAAGCAAAUACUUUUUUGUCAUCAAAAUCAGCUGCAGGAACGCCUGAGUGGAUGGCACCUGAAGUUCUCCGUGACGAGCCGUCAAAUGAGAAAUCAGAUGUCUACAGCUUUGGUAUAAUAUUGUGGGAACUUGCAACAUUGCAACAACCGUGGAGCAGCUUAAAUCCUGCUCAGGUUGUUGCAGCUGUUGGUUUUAAGGGCAAGAGACUUGAUAUUCCACGUGAUGUAAAUCCUCAAAUAGCUGCUAUUAUUGAGGCGUGUUGGGCAAAUGAGCCUUGGAAGCGUCCAUCUUUUGCCAAUAUCAUGGAAUCCUUGAGGACACUUCUUAAACCUCCUGCACCUCAAUCAGUACGUGGAGAUGCACACAUCAUUACGUAAAUCAUUUGUCAGAUGGGAGUUUUGCCGCUUUGCUCUCCUCAUUCGUAUUUGCAAGAUUAUUUUCCUGGCGAGACAUUUGGAAAAGGGUAUCUGUCCAUCCAAUAAUCCCAGGUCAAAUGCUGUACAUCUCUGUUACCUUGCCAAUUGAGAAUUGAUUUUUUUGACAAAUAUACAUUACUCAUACUACUAUACUAGAUGAUCAAAAUGAAUAGUCUUCCAGUACAGUUGUCCGCCUAUUCUAAUUGUAUCAUUAUGAUUUUGUAUGUAAUUUAAAGCACCGAUGCGGACAAGGUUUCUGGAAAUUAGCAUCUGAGUGAAUUGUGCAUAAUUUGACGUAGGAACUAGAUAGAUUAAAAAAAAAACAGUAUUUUUUUUUUUCUCUUGAUUUCGGCACUUUAAAUUUGUAAUAGCACUCUUGCUUAUUCUCUCAUUGAUGAUAAAAGUAGGGUGGGAGUGUUGAUGUAAAUCAUAUCUCAAUCAGUAUAAAAGUCCUAACGAAGAAAGGUUGAGCA